Tachysurus fulvidraco (yellow catfish) is the source of this 5699-nucleotide messenger RNA. RefSeq names its product fibronectin type III domain containing 3Bb (gene fndc3bb). The record is from RefSeq and is a predicted model, not a curated record. Gene Ontology annotation, molecular function: protein binding. The transcript has 26 exons. Lineage: Eukaryota; Metazoa; Chordata; Actinopteri; Siluriformes; Bagridae. The coding region runs from base 166 to 3807 and encodes 1213 amino acids.
CUCCCCCCACGCGCACUGCCACAUAAUUGACAUGGCGGAAUCCUGCAGUCGCUCCACAGCGGACGGAGCCGCCGGAUGGUUAUUAUUCACUUCGGCCUGAGAGGAAUAACACGGAAUAGCGACGUUUACUCCAGUUAAUCGGCUGCGCAGGAGAAGGCUCCAUGAAUGUACGUCACCAUGAUGAUGACGGACCAGAUGCUGGAGCUCCCGCCGCUGCUGAACGGCGAGGUUCCCAUGAUGCACCACAUGAUUAAUGGAGAUGCCUCGCAGCAGGUGAUUCUGGUCCAGGUGAACCCCGGAGAGACCUUCACCAUCCGCAGAGAAGACGGCACGUUGCAGUGCAUCCAAGGUCCUGCUGAAGUUCCCAUGAUGUCACCAAACGGCUCCAUCCCACCCAUUCACGUGCCCCCGGGGUACAUCUCCCAGGUUCUGGAGGACAACACAGGGGUCCGGCGGGUUGUGGUCACUCCUCACUCUGAAUGCUACCCCCCCAGUUACUCUCCUGCUCUCUCUCCCACCCACCACCUGCCUCCACCUUACAUGACACACCCCCACUUCAUCCCCGCCUCUCACACGGCAUACUACCCCCCUGCCAGCCCCGGAGAUGUGUCCCCACACCAGUACUACCAACACCGCCUGCCCCCCAUCUACCCAGAGGAGAUCUUUCCCCUGUACAACAUGACGACGCUCCUCGGCCGAGAGGAGUACUGCAAACCGCAGCCCAAGAAGCCGAAGGAGCGCGCCACUGAGCGCCCGAGCCUGACCCGGGUCAGCACCCCUCCAUCCUCCGGCUACAAGAGCAGCCCCGCCUGCAGCACCACGCCCAACGGCUACGGCAAGAGCCAUGGCACUGCAGCCUCUGGGGCAGCAGGAGGAGGAGGAGGAGGAGGAGGAAGUCCUGGGAAUAAGCGAGCAGAGAGGAGGACCAGAGGAAGUCCAAAACAAUCAGAUAGUGACCAGCAAGAUGUUGAGCUGGAGGCCAGAAGAGAGCAGGAUGUACCAUCAGGAAUGGAUAAGCCUCAGGUGUUGAAGAUCCAGGCUCGCUCAGCGUUGGUGUCGUGGUGUCGGGCUCCAGCAGCUCGGAUACAGUCUGAUGGAGCUUCAGUGGUCUGCAGUUAUGAGCUGCUCCUCGCUGAUAAAGGCUGUGACAGUAAAUACAGAGUGGUGUACAGUGGUGAAGAGCUGCAGUACACACUGACUGAUCUGAGACCAGCAACAGAUUACCACGUGAGGGUGAGUGCAGUGUGUAACUCUAUAAAAGGUCCCCAUUCGGAGACGAGGACCUUCACCACCCAUAGCGCCCCUCCGGACACCCCGCUACCCCCCCGACUGUCACACCGCACCAAGAGUUCUCUGACUCUGCAGUGGAAGCCUCCUGUAGAUAACGGCUCUAAAAUCACCAGCUACAUUCUGGAGUGGAAUGAGGGGAAGAAGAACAGUGUGUUCAGAGAGUGUUAUUUUGGACACCAGCGGCAUUUUAAAGUCAUGAGACUGUGUCCUGCUGUCAGCUACACGUUCCGUGUGGCAGCACUCAAUGACAUUGGAUCCAGUGGUUUCAGCCCUGAGGUGGUUUUCCACACCACAGGAAGUCUGCCUCAGAUGCCUUUAGCACCGCGCCUGCUGCAGACCGGAGCGUCCUGGGUGGGGCUGGAGUGGAGCCGCCCGAGCAGCUACAGCCCGGAUGAGGCGCUUACAUACACACUCGAAAUGCAGGAUGAGACCAAGGGGGCGGAGUUUCAGAUGGUGUACACCGGUGUGGAUCUCAGCAGCAGGGUGGAGGGUCUGAGCAGAAACACACAGUACAGGUUUAGACUGAUGAUCUGCAGUGCAGAGUGGAGAAGUUCUCCCAGCUCCAUCCUGGUGUGUCGGACCAGUGUGGAUAAACCCGGCCCACCCGCGGCCCCCAGAGUCAGCGCCAUCACCUCACACGGCUUCUGUGUGUCUUGGGAGCCACCUAACGAUGACGGAGGCAGCGGAGAUCUGUCCUACCUGCUGGAGAUCUCUGAGGAGAAUUCAGGAGCAGUGAGUCAGUGGGUGGUUAUGUAUGGUGGGCCGCAGAGAGAACACGUGUGUAAGGACCUUAAAGCAGCGACUCAGUACUCAGUCCGUAUCAGCACAGAGAGCGCGGGGGGUCACAGCCAGUACACAGACAGUCUGGUGGUCUGUACUCUCAGUCUGCCCCCAGGUCCCUGUCACAACCUCACCAUUAAGGGCAGCAUUAAACACAGAGAGGUCAGCUUACAGUGGGAUUGUAUAUUGUGUGUUCCAGAAGCUCCAGUGUGUGUUGUAGAGGAUGAGACUCUGCUCUACAGUGUAGAGAUGUCUGACCCAGAGGACGAUGCUGAGGCCACUGAGGUGUUUAGAGGCUCACAUUCAGAGUGCAUUGUGGGUAAUCUGCUGCCCGGCACCACAUACAGCUUCAGAGUGCGAGCUGUCAACGAGUCUGGGUUCGGUCCAUACACCAAGGUCCUGGAGGUGACGACUGCAGCAGGACCUCCGGGCCAGUGUGGGGCACCGGUCAUUACCCUGACCUCACACUCCACUGCAGUGGUCAGCUGGGUGACGGACGAGAGCUCAGGCGUGGACAUCUCAGGAUACCAGCUAGACUGGGGACCCGAUGAGGACUCAUUGGAACUGGUUUACAGCGGCACAGAAGCUUCCUGUGAAAUCUCUGAGCUAGAGGCUGCAGUGAGCUACUGCUGUAGGAUACAGGCCACCAACCAGGCAGGGGCGGGGCCUUACAGUCAGCUGGCAUGGUGUCGUACCCCAGCUUCCGCCCCCAGCACCAUCAGCAGCCUGUACAUACAGGAUGGGCUCCACUCAGCCCCGGACAUGGAGCCGUUCUGUCCCUCCACCUGCCUGGCGCUUGCAUGGGAGGAGCCAAACUGCAACGGUCAGGAGAUCACCGGCUACACCCUCACUGUCGGGGAGGAGCUAAUAACUGUGGGUGUGGCUACAUGCACCAUCAUCAGGAAUCUGCAGCCUGAUACAGAGUACAGUGUGCAGGUAAGGGCAGAGAAUGCCGUCGGUGCAGGUCCAUUUGGACCGAGUCUCCUGGUCAGAACCAGGCCACUGCCCCCAAACCCCCCGAGACUGGAGUGUGGCAGUGCUGGACCACAGAGUCUGAAACUGCGCUGGGGCGACAGCAGCAAGAGUCCAAACACUGACACAGACACCACCUACAUCCUACAGAUGGAGGACAGGAACCAGAGGUUUGUUCCGAUCUACCGAGGGCCGAGUCACACGUUUAAGGUUCAGCGUCUGAGUGAAUCGAGUCGCUACAAUUUCAGGAUCCAGGCAGUGAGCGACGCAGGAGAAGGUCCUGUCUCUGAGAUCUACUCCUUCACCACCACCAAGUCUGUGCCUCCUACACUGAAAGCUCCUCGAGUUUCCCAGCUGGAGGGUAAUGCGUGUGAGGUGAGCUGGGAGAACGUCCCACCCAUGAGAGGAGACAGAAUCAGUUACGUGCUCCAGGUUCUGGGAGGCAGAGAGUCAGAGUACAGACAGGUGUAUAAGGGAGAGGACGCGGUGUUCCAGCUGUUCGGGCUGCAGUGGAACACGGACUACCGUCUGCGUGUGUUUGUGUGCAGACGCUGUGCAGACACCUCACAGGAGCUGUGUGGAUCCUUCAGCCCGUCCACUCACUUCUGCCCUCGUCGUGUCGUCUCAUCUCUCAGCGUGGACACGGGAUCCGUCGCCUCGUCCUCGGCAAAAAAGCUCUCAGACGAGCAGUUCGCCAGCAUCAUCGUAGUGGGCGUGGCCUCGCUCUCCAUCUUCAUCGCGUACCUGCUGCAGCUCCUCAUCUAAGAACAGACAUGAAAGCAGCUACCAGAAAAACCUUCUGUCUUUUUAUAUUCUCUUCCUGCCUUUUUUUGUCUGUUGCUUUUUAUAUGUUUAAACUUUGUUUCUUUGUUGCACAGAUUUUUAAACUACAAACUUUACGUAAAGUGAUAAAGUAUUUUUUAUAUGUUUUCCAAUUUUUUAAAAAAGAGAAAAGUUUCUAAAUCAGAGCGUUUUUUUUCCCCCUGAACAGUUUCAUAUAAAACCUUAAAACGACUUCAUAUUUUUAUAUUUUUUACAAAGUGUUGAUGUGAUCAGCUUUAACACAGCGGCCAUGAGGACGUGUCCUUAUUAUUUUACAGUCGUGUGCUAAAUUAGUUCACUUUCAUAUCCACAUUAAAGCCGCGUUUUUUUACAUUCGCUUUUUAAACUGAAGCUUUUUUUACUGUAAAGAGAGGAGUGGAGGUGAUGGAGCACAGGUACAAGCGAGAGCCGUCGUAUUUAAUAUAAACGCUCUUUAGACUCAUCAGUUACUGAGACUGACUUUAUUUGUGUCAGAGAUUUUCUCUGCGGUCGUACAGAAGUGUGAAAGGGAAAUGCGACAUCUUUUUAUUAUUAUGAAUAUAAUUAUUAUUAAUAUCCUUAUUAGGUCCUUAUUAACAGAAGCAGCCUCCUGUUGGCCAAAGACUUUCUUUUUUAUUCUCAUUGGCGAUUUAACAGCAAACUGAAGUGAAUGUUCGCAGCUCAGGGACUGAAGGGCCCCGAUUUCUGACCAGUGAAAGCAGCAGUGAGAUUUUCCUCCUGUGCACAAAGACUUUCUGUAAAAAAAAACAACAUUUCAACCUUUUUGCUAUUUCAGAGUUUCUUGGUAGCGUUUAACUUUAGCUGAAACUACGUUAAUGCAGUACAUGGAAAAUGUUUACUAGCUCAAUCAGACCUUACCCAAAGUUAGCUUUGUCAGCUAGCAGGUGAGGUUUAUUUAUACUAUAUAUUGCAUACAGUACUUUAUAAUGCAAAUCACAGUGCAAUCUUUUGUUUAUUUAUUUCUUUAAAGAAAAUCAAAUGAACUGUCAUAUUCAAUAUUUUCCUCAUGUAGCAUGUCUUUUUAUGGUUAUGAUGACUUUUUUUUCCGAUAUAGAGCAAUAAUCUUUAACUAUUAACCUGUUUAUGUCCUCAGAUAUGUGUAUUGUUCAGUCAUACGCUGUUUUUACUCCAGUUUAUUUCUGAUUUAAUUCAUCAGAUGCUGAUUUCUGUACUACAAUCUACCAGUUUCUGAUUUCACCUCUGAUAAGCAAGUUAAAGCCAACGUUUAUCCUAAUAUUCAGUAGAAUAUACACACACACACACACACACACGUAUGUAUAGAACAUAUAUGUUUCUGUAUGUAUGAAUGUAGUCAUUUUCCUUUUCUCUUUCUGUCUGUCUUUAAUAUCAGUUCAGUCUCCAGUUUAUAUUACAGUCUUCUAACAUUCCAGUUUGUUGUUUCUUGUUUAUUUUGAAGCGGUGCGACGUGACGCUGUGAGCUGAAGUCAUAAUGAGAUGUAAAACUUGAAGUGGAAACACUUGAACACUUUUCAUUUCAAUCCCCCAAAAGAUCCAAACCCACAGGUUUUCUUACUGUUUUUUAAGAAAUGAAACCUUAAAAUGUUUUCAGGUCAUUAAUUUAAAGUUUUUUUUUGAGAUGACGAUUAAAGUCCAUCACAGACACGGUCGAUGAGAAUCAUUCCACUCUGUCAGAAAUAUAAUCAUGUCACAUUUAUUGUUGUAAAUUAUAAUCAUAGCCAUUAUAAAAAUCCUUCCCGUAUCAGUUUAAUGUAUAGAGUUGAAGUAAUAGCCUUUGUAUUUAAGAUGAUUAUGUAUCUGUAGCAUAUAUGUAAUAUAUUUAUACACAAUAAAUUUUAAACAUUUCUGAAUAUGAA